Molecule: messenger RNA, 532 nt
Organism: Brassica oleracea var. oleracea
Lineage: Eukaryota; Viridiplantae; Streptophyta; Magnoliopsida; Brassicales; Brassicaceae
Exons: 3
Coding region: 43-288 (81 amino acids)
Source: RefSeq, a predicted model, not a curated record
UAAUCGACCAAACAACAGGAGUUUCAGAAGAAGAUCGAAACGAUGGCUCUGAGUGCGACGAUGGUGGGAGCUCUGCUGGGACUCGGCACCCAGAUGUAUUCCAACGCUCUCCGCAAGCUCCCUUACAUGCGCCAUCCGUGGGAGCAUGUGGUGGGCAUGGGACUCGGUGCUGUGUUCGCGAACCAGCUCGUGAGAUGGGAUGUGAAGCUCAAGGAAGAUCUCGAGGUGAUGCUCGAUAAGGCUAGAGCUGCCAACGAGCGCCGUUACUUUGAUGAAGAUCGGGAUUAGUUAUGGAGUCAUCUUUGACAUCUUCAGAGAUGAAAUAUAUUUCCUCUGAAGUCAUUUUCAAGUGCUUGAUUUCUUUGAUCUUCCCUGUAAAAGCUUUUCUUACACCUGGUUCCCUUUUGCUUUGGCACUGGAGCACUUUCAGUUUUGUGUUUUUGGUUAAUGAACCUAAAGAUUUGCGUUCUUAUCUCACAGUUUGUAAAACUGGCUAAUAAUUUCGAAUGAGAAACGUUUCAAUGCUUAAAUA